Molecule: messenger RNA, 606 nt
Organism: Purpureocillium takamizusanense
Lineage: Eukaryota; Fungi; Ascomycota; Sordariomycetes; Hypocreales; Ophiocordycipitaceae
Exons: 4
Coding region: 1-606 (201 amino acids)
Source: RefSeq, a predicted model, not a curated record
AUGUCCACCUCGACAUUCUCCGUUAGCCGUUCGUACGCUCAGGGCUCCAUGGUGGGCAUCAUGGACGGAUUGAACGAAUGCCGCACAGCUCGAGUCGCAGAGAUACUGGCCGACUUUCGGACGCUGCAGUAUUAUAUCGCGAACGCACCUGCGGAGUCGGACAACGCAGAGGACUAUUACACCGAAGGCUGGGCGGCCAUGCGGCAGUGCGCCAUUGAUGGUCAUCACAUCCUCGAGUGCGCCGCCGACACGAGGGUGCCAGUCACCCAUGGCGGCGAGGAGGAGCAGACCAAGGCCGAGCUGAAGCAGGUACUACUCGAUGCCUUCUCGAGGCGACACCAGGGACAAAAAAUCUACAUGCGCCAGGGUGCAGCCCGACGAUGGAUUGAGUAUAGGGACCAAAUCCUCCAAGGCAACCGACCCUACGCUGGGGUCCAGCCGCAACUGCAGGCUUGCGAUCAGCAGCUACGCGUGGAGCUGGCCUCCAUAACAGACGAUUUUGUCUACGCCGAGCUCGCAGCCUCGGACCAGAUCCUGGGCCGCUGGACGGUGGAAGAUCCGAGCCUGAGGAGCGUUUUGCGGUGGCUGCGGGCGCGGCAGCGUUGA